CUCAGAAGGAACUCUCAGCCCAUGUUGGCGCGUGCGAAGUGUGUCAAUACAAGAAUUGGAUUUUUUUUUAGGAAAUAUUAGCCGUUGAAAAUAACCGAUCGCUGAGAAAAUGGUCGUAAUAGGAAAGAAAAAGUACCAAUCCGGUGAGGGUGCUCAAUUUUUAUCACGAAGAUCAGCUUUGAAGAAGCUCCAACUUUCACUGAAAGACUUUCGGAAACUAUGCAUAUUGAAAGGAAUUUAUCCCCGAGAACCUCGUAACAGAAAGCGAGCCCAACAUGGUGAUUCAAGUAUCAAAACUUUAUACCACAAAAAAGACAUACAAUUCCUAAUGCACGAGCCUAUAAUAUGGAAAUUUCGAGAAUUUAAGAUAUUCAACCGAAAAGUCGGCCGAGCUAAAGCAAUGAGAGAAUUUGGUGCUUUGAGACGGUAUUUAAAUAAUCAUCCGCAGCUGAAGCUAGAUCACAUUGUAAAAGAACGUUACCCAACAUUCAUAGAUGCAUUGAGAGAUCUUGAUGAUUGUCUCACGCUAUGUUUCUUGUUUAGCACAUUUCCUUCUAUAGCUCACGUGCCACGGGAGCAUUCUCUUUUAUGCAGGAGAUUAACCGUUGAGUUCUUGCACGCCAUUAUAGCAGCUAAAGCACUUCGAAAAGUUUUUGUCUCGAUCAAAGGCUUUUACUACCAAGCUGAAAUCAAGGGGCAAACGAUCACAUGGAUAGUUCCACACCAUUUCUCUUUCGAACCACAGUCCAAAAAUGAAGUUGACUUCAAAGUGAUGUCAACGUUCGUUGAGUUUUACGUUGUUAUGUUGGGUUUCGUCAACUUCAAGCUGUAUCAUGACUUGAAUAUGUUUUAUCCACCAAAAUUCAACAGUCCAGGAAGCACCGACACUAAAUUAGUGGAUGAAGAAGCAUAUGUGUCCGAAAGAAUCGCUGCAUUGAACUUGCCGUUGUCCAGUGUUAGCAAUGCAACUUCAGCACCAGAAGAAGAACUGGAAACGGAUCAAUUUCCAACAGAGGCUGACCCUUCUCAAAUUGAAUUAUCAAGAAUUGAAGUGGAAAAAGUGAAGAAACUGAAAACACUAUUCAAAGGUUUAAAGUUCUUUGUGAACAGAGAAGUCCCCAGAGAACCCCUUGUAUUUGUAUUGAGGUGUUUUGGCGGCGAAGUAUCUUGGGAUAAAAUGCUAUUUGUAGGUUCCACCUUCGACGAGAGUAAUGAAAGUAUUACGCAUCAAAUUGUCGACAGGCCAAGCAUGACAAAGCAAUAUAUCUCCAGGUAUUAUGUUCAACCUCAAUGGGUGUUUGAUUCGGUAAAUGCUAGAGAACUUUUACCUGUGGAGAAUUAUCUAAUGGGCAGUGUGCUUCCUCCGCAUCUUUCGCCAUUUACAGACAUGCUGCGGGAUCAAACGUAUAUCCCACCUGAACAACGCGCUUUACUCGAUCCAGAAUUUAAAGUGAAAACAGCUAAAGAUGAUAGUGAAGAAUCGGAAGCAGAAGAGGAAGCAAACGAUCAACCAGAGAUAGAACAAACAGAACCGAUUCCUGAAGGUGAAAGUGAAGAGGCCACAGAGAAUGAUAUCUCAGAGGAUGAACUUGAAAUCACUGAAACAAAAACGGAUGACAGCCAAACAGAGCAAGAGAGAUUGAAAAAGAAAAAGGGAAUGGCGGUGCAACAGGGCCAGUUGACUAGGGAAAAUCCAUGGGAGAAGAACCGUAUUGAGAAACAGGAAUACCGUCUUAGAGAGAAAAUGAUAAAAAAGAAACAUAGGAAUUUGUACAAGAGUAUGAUGCAGGGAAAAGAAGACAGAGCAAAAGAAAUCUGGUUACUUAGGAAAAAACGACGCAUUCACGAUUCUACAGAAAAAGAGAAACGUAAACAAAUACGGAAAGAGAAGAAAGUUAAACAAGUGGCAUGAAUUCGAUCGGAAAAAUCCAUACGUCUCAUUGUAAGGAAAGAACGGCAAUAAGUACAAUUAUGCAAAUUAGCUAUUAUAGUGUUACCGGAAUACAAUUCCAUGUUCACACUUAAACUCGAACUGUAUGCAGUUUCAUAUGUGACCAUAACGACACAUAUACGGAUGUAACACUUUAUGAUAGCUAAAAUAAAGAUUCUUUUGAAUUGCACUGUACUGAUGAGAACAAGAUAUUUCACGCAAAGCGAAUCAGCCACACCUCGAAUAUUUUUAUAAUUUUGCUAUUUA
Molecule: messenger RNA, 2197 nt
Organism: Diprion similis
Lineage: Eukaryota; Metazoa; Arthropoda; Insecta; Hymenoptera; Diprionidae
Product: pescadillo homolog
Exons: 8
Coding region: 110-1912 (600 amino acids)
Biological process (GO): maturation of LSU-rRNA from tricistronic rRNA transcript (SSU-rRNA, 5.8S rRNA, LSU-rRNA); ribosome biogenesis
Cellular component (GO): PeBoW complex; nucleolus
Molecular function (GO): RNA binding
Source: RefSeq, a predicted model, not a curated record